AGUCGCCCCGCCAUAAAAAGAGGCGCGGCGGGGCUCCCCAGCUGGCCGCUACCCUUCACUCCCAGAGAACCUCUCCAGGCUGACCCCCUGUCCCGGUGACAGCCACAGGUCACGGCCGCCGGCGAAGCCGAGCCGCAGCGCUUGCAGCACCCCUGGGUGUCUCGGGAGCAGUCUCGCCGGGUCCAUGGAGAAGGGCCCGCUGCCGGCGGAGAAGCCGAGGGGACCCAGGUGCACCAAUGGGUUCCCCGAGCGGCAGCUGUCGCGGCCCGGGGCCAGCCGGCCAGCCGAGAAGUCCCGGGCGCCGGAGGCCAAGAACUCACAGCCGGCCGACGCCUGGAAGGCAGGGCGGCCCCGCAGCGAGGAGGACAACGAGCUGAACCUCCCUAACCUGGCGGCCGCCUACUCAUCCAUCCUGCGCUCGCUGGGCGAGGACCCCCAGCGGCAGGGGCUGCUCAAGACGCCCUGGCGAGCGGCCACCGCCAUGCAGUUCUUCACCAAGGGAUACCAAGAGACCAUCUCAGAUGUCCUGAACGAUGCUAUAUUUGAUGAGGAUCAUGAUGAGAUGGUGAUUGUAAAGGACAUUGACAUGUUUUCCAUGUGUGAACAUCACCUCGUUCCGUUUGUGGGAAGGGUCCACAUUGGUUACCUUCCUAACAAGCAAGUUCUUGGCCUCAGCAAACUUGCCAGGAUUGUAGAAAUCUAUAGUAGAAGACUACAAGUUCAAGAGCGCCUCACCAAACAAAUUGCAGUGGCCAUCACAGAAGCCUUGCAGCCUGCUGGUGUUGGGGUAGUGAUUGAAGCAACGCACAUGUGUAUGGUAAUGCGGGGGGUGCAGAAAAUGAACAGCAAGACUGUGACCAGCACCAUGCUGGGGGUGUUUCGGGAAGACCCAAAGACUCGGGAAGAGUUCCUCACACUCAUCAGGAGCUGAACUCCGUGUGUACACACGACCUGGUUUGCAGACCCCACUGCUACCGGCGUUUUCCGUCUCAAUCAUGCAUUCCAGUUUCAAUUGGUACAGAUGUGAAUUUUAUUUCUCACCAUGAAUUGUAUUUAAUAAUUAUUUAUAGAUAUGUCAAAUAAAAGUAAUUAGCUAAGGGGUGAGCCUUCUGCUUUCUUCUUGCCACCUUCUUAGUGGCAAUGUCUAAAGUGAACUGCCAAGAGUAUAGGUCAUCCACACGGACCACUGCCAUUCAGAUUCCCUCAGGGUGCUGUCAAGAAGGAGAAUGCAUGCGCUGGUUGACAUUGUAAUUGACUCAUUAGCAGAGGGUCCUGUGGCCACUGUGCUGUGUUUUCCUCCUCUAGUGGACAGAGUCUAACUCUGAAGGAAGUGCUAGAGACAAUAGAUAUACAGAGAGCAUUGCUGUGUGCAUUCAGAGAUUUGUGAAACCACCAGUGACAUUUUACUCAAUAUAUUCACUGACUGUCUACCUGUAUCGCUAGUCUCUGAGGGAAGGUGAUUUGAUACCUGUCUUUAAUUUUGCUGUGCCUUAACAAGGCACUUUCUAUAUUUUAAAAUUUGAGUAGAGGGAAUUCGUUCCUGGAGUUGCUUAUGAGUUCAUUUUCAUGUCAGCAUACAUGGAUGGAGAGGGCUGACUCUGUGCCUUGGUGAGAAUAUUGAACCAUUUGAAGUGUAGGUACUUUUGCCAUCUUUUAGGAAAAGCCAUUACUUCAUAAGUUUAUAAGUGCCAACUGCAGGUAACUAGCCAUUGCCGACUUCCUGUUAGAAGUUCUUGGGAGUUUAUUUUGUAUGUUCCAAGGAAAUGCUUCAUAGCAUCUCAAAAACUCUUAGGAAGUAUUUUUCUAAGUAUUUCCAGGAUCUGUUGAGACCACCUAGCUCCUCUGGACUGGGAGGAGCACAGAAUGGGCUCCCAGCCUGGGGCUGGGUCCAACGCUCUGGGCCAAGCUGUUAUGCUGGUGUCUGCAGAUGCCCUGGGGACUUGGGUCUAGUUCCUUCCUUGUCUUCAGUACAAGUGUGUUCAGAUGGUGUAGCUGUUCAGGAAGCUUGGCUUAUUACCACUUAGUUUAAAUACCCUGCACUGGGACAGUGUGGGCCAAGUGAGAGCAAAGCAGGUAGCCCCCCCCCAUGUGCUCUCUCUCUCUCUCUCUCUCUCUCUCUCUCACACACACACACACACACACACACACACACACACACACACACACACACACGGCUGCUCCAUGAAGAAGUCUCCCAUUGGCUAACAGUGCUAUAAUCCUACCACUGCCACUUAGACACUCACUAGCCUAUGAUGAAGCAAGAUGAGGGGGCUGGCUUUUUAUUACUUUUACUUUUUUAUCUCUGCCUUUUCCUGGCACUUUCUAUAUCUAGAGUUUCUAAAGCACAGUCAGGUUGGUUUCGGGUUCCCUUUAAAAUCUGACCUGAUAACAGUGUUAGGCCACUUACUAUUAAACAUUUCUAGGUAGAACACUAAGUGCUCAUGUUUGGUAUUUUAAAGUAAAAAGCAGUGUGACUUGACUUAGAGGGCCAAAGAAAUUGUUCGACAUACCUUCAUCUGCUUGGAGUGAUCAUUUGUAUCCCUUCUGAAUGGCUCUGUUGGCUCAUUCCCUAGAAGUUCUUAACAAAAGCUUGACAUGUGCACAGGCUAGUCUCGUCAGUACGUGCAAAGUGACACCUUGUCUGUUUCACUCUGGUCUGUAGUACUUCAAAAUUGCCUUUUCAUGUCCAUGACACUGAGUCCAUCUGGGGGAUUUUUAAAGAAUUUGAUGUAUUUACAUAUACUGUUCAAUUACACGGUUUGGAUUUUCUGUAUGUGUAUGGAUGUUCCCGAAGUUGGUUCUAUUUAAAUGAUUAAAGUGUUAUAAUUUUG
Messenger RNA from Phodopus roborovskii (desert hamster), 2831 nucleotides. RefSeq names its product GTP cyclohydrolase 1 (gene Gch1). Bases 185 to 931 code for a protein of 248 amino acids. Gene Ontology annotation, cellular component: cytoplasm. The record is from RefSeq and is a predicted model, not a curated record. The transcript has 6 exons. Gene Ontology annotation, molecular function: zinc ion binding; GTP binding; GTP cyclohydrolase I activity. Gene Ontology annotation, biological process: tetrahydrobiopterin biosynthetic process; tetrahydrofolate biosynthetic process. NCBI's taxonomy places the organism in Eukaryota, Metazoa, Chordata, Mammalia, Rodentia, Cricetidae.